Molecule: messenger RNA, 2348 nt
Organism: Dicrocoelium dendriticum
Lineage: Eukaryota; Metazoa; Platyhelminthes; Trematoda; Plagiorchiida; Dicrocoeliidae
Source: the annotation of a GenBank genome assembly
AUGGGGUUAUGCAACUUCUCUUCCUUACUCCAAAAAUGCAAUAGUAACCAAUCACAACAAUCAACACCGCGUCGGUUGUGUCGCAACCUCAUGGAAACCGCAAAGCUCAUCAUGGGUGUGCGUGAUAACGUUUUGGUCGAACUUCCAGAUUCGAUUGGAACUUUAGUAAAUUUGAAGACUCUCAUACUAAGUUGCAAUAAACUUACGCGGCUGCCCGAUGGACUGUCUCGUCUGCACCAACUGAUUGCUUUGGACGUAUCCAACAAUCAACUGGAAGCGCUAUUACCAGAACUUGCACGUUUGACAAAUCUGGAAGUAUUGGAUGCGUCUGGAAACCGUCUCAUUUCACUGGACCAGCUUCCACCAAAUUUGCACACACUCGAUCUCAGCAAGAAUCGCAUUGAGCGACUCCCAGAAAAUCUGGUCGGAUGCUUGCCCCACUUACGUUCGUUGGAUGUUUCUUCCAAUCAGUUGACAAAUCUGGUGUUGGAUACUCGUGAUCCCUCGGCCCGUGCAACCUCCAAAGUGGCAUCCAUUCACGCCUCUCUCAACCGACUGACAUGCGUCCCAGACGUUGCUGGACUGACAUCUUUAAAAGAACUCUGUGUGAGUGACAAUCGCAUCACCACCUUUGUGCUGGAUCACUUCCAAGGAUGCCCUUUGACUAAUUUGAACUUGGCCCGUAAUGCCAUCGACCGCAUUCCGCAGGGUAUAUCCGUUGUUUUGCCAAAUCUGGCUCGAUUGGACGUAUCUGGCAAUAAUUUGAACAGCCUCCCAACGGAGCUUGGUCUGCUGAACUCUCUUCAAGCGCUGAUCCUGGAAGGCAAUCCCUUGCGCUCUAUUCGUCAAAGUAUUAUCUCUAGUGGAACUAACGCGGUAAAAGAUCUACUACUCCAGCGCCAUGUCUCUGACCCAGAAGUCCCACCCAUUACCCAAGCGACGACCUCGAACCCUGUACCACAAAGCAGCGAUGUUCAACCGUCAUCCUUGCCUGUUUCCGUUCCCAAAGCUUCCGGUGGUGAUCAUACACCCGGCUGCUCACAGACCGCGCGCAAGGACUACGGACUCGCACAUGUCACUCCGGCCGGUGUACUGAGUUGGAAUGAAGUCCCAAAGGGCGAGUCCUAUACACCCCUUCCUGACCUUGACUCUGAGCCGGAUUGGCUCCUUGCAUCUGGAUUCACUGCCUCAAAUCCGGUGAAGGUGGUGAACUUGGAGUACCGAUUGCUACCGCACUUCCCAAGAGGCCUCUUUGCUUUCACCUCUUCCCUGAGUGUGCUCAAUCUCAGUUGCAACAGGUUAACCGAGCUACCUGAGGAUAUCGAUCGAUUCGGGAAGUUAUGCGUCCUGGAUCUCACCCGCAACUCUUUGUGUACUCUCCCCCAGUCACUGAGUGCCCUGUCUCAGCUAACUACGCUCAAACUGGACGGCAAUCCUCUCGGCCCAAAACUUCCAAAUGAGGCCAUUCUGGUCGCUCCACUUGCGAAUUCGUUGGAACAUUUGUCACUCAGAGGAUGCAAGCUUCGUGAGAUACCUGAAGUGUCCAGAUUGCAAGCCUCCAAUGCCCCGCGUCUAGUCUACUUGGACUUGUCAGACAACGAUAUAGACACACUACCUCCGGAACUGGGUUUGUGUACACACCUGAAAUCCCUCCAUCUCAACGGGAACACAUUCCGAAUUCCCAGGCCAAACGUUAUUGCCAAAGGAACCCCGGCUGUUUUGGAAUAUCUCCGAUCUAGAAUUCCUUGCUGACCUUGCGUUCCACUUCAUCCUCCUGGCCGGUGUUUGCCAAGAAUUCCCUGCUUUUCCAAUGUCGGACGUAUCACGAACCUACUUGUUAUCUACAAGAGUUCUCUUAAUAAUAUUGUUACUCAGCCCUCGUAGUACCGAAGGCAACUUACUUUCUCAUUUCUAUUCCUAAUAUGUUACGCCGACUAUAUGAGUUUGAGUCUCUUUUGUGUUAGCGUCCAAAACUUCGCCCUGUUCAUCUGCUAACGAGAUUCCGUUGACUUUUGUUACAUUCACACCCCCAUUGGCUCUGAACUCAUCCUUGCCCUUCUGUUACGUACUCCAUCCCACCCGGUCUUCGAGGAGAUCCAUUUGCUUUGUAACUACACUUCUCCACCACAUAUUCACGAAUUGCUCUAUGCAUCACCACACCUGCCUGUUUACUGAAUCACGGGAUAGCUCGAUUGGCUCUAACUGCGGAGGGGCUUGACACAGCGAUGGACCAAAUCUAAAUUACGCUCAACCCCGCACUACUCAUAAGUAAUCAAAGAUUCGUCCGUAUCACUUCUUACCGCUGUGUCGCUAUGCCGAUAUUCGUACCUCUCGGGGGCCAACCGUGU